CUCACCACCACCUGCCCUAUAAAGGCACCGCUGGCCUUGCCCCCGGGACUCGGCCCCAUGGAGACGCCGCCGACGGCGGGUGGCGCUCGGCGAGUAGGAGCUGUGGCAAGUGCCUUCCAGGAGUCUGAGGUAUGAGUGGCCCCUGUGGAGAGAGGCCUUUGUCGGAAGCCAGCCCCGCCAUGAGUCUGUGGGACUUUGAGGACAGCCACAGCCGUCAGGACACCCCCAGGCCGGCCCAAGAGCCGGCCGCUGAGGAGGCCUCAGCCUUGGAGCUGCAGAUGAAGGUGGACUUCUUCCGGAAGCUGGGCUAUUCAUCCACAGAGAUCCACAGCGUCCUGCAGAAGCUGGGCAUCCAGGCAGACACCAACACAGUGCUGGGCGAGCUGGUGAAACACGGGAUGGCCACCGAGCGGGAGCGCCAGGUCUCACCGGACUCUUGUCCUCAGCCCCCUCUAGUCCCGCGGGGUGGGGGCACCCCUAAGGCUCCCAGCCUGGAGCCUCCACUCCCAGAGGAGGACAAGGAGGGCAGCGACCUGAGACCAGUGGUCAUCGAUGGGAGCAAUGUAGCCAUGAGCCAUGGGAACAAGGAGGUCUUUUCCUGCCGGGGCAUCCUGCUGGCAGUGAACUGGUUUCUGGAGCGGGGCCACACAGACAUCACAGUGUUUGUGCCAUCCUGGAGGAAGGAGCAGCCUCGGCCCGAUGUGCCCAUCACGGACCAGCACAUCCUGCGGGAACUGGAGAAGAAGAAGAUCCUGGUGUUCACACCAUCGCGGCGAGUGGGCGGCAAGCGGGUGGUGUGCUACGAUGACAGGUUCAUCGUGAAGCUGGCCUACGAGUCUGACGGGAUCGUGGUUUCUAACGACACGUACCGCGACCUCCAGGGCGAGCGGCAGGAGUGGAAGCGCUUCAUCGAGGAGCGGCUGCUCAUGUACUCCUUCGUCAAUGACAAGUUUAUGCCCCCCGAUGACCCACUGGGCCGGCACGGGCCCAGCCUGGACAACUUCCUGCGCAAGAAGCCACUCACUUUGGAGCACAGGAAGCAGCCGUGUCCCUAUGGGAGGAAAUGCACCUAUGGGAUCAAGUGCCGAUUCUUCCACCCGGAGCGGCCAAGCUGCCCCCAGCGCUCUGUGGCAGAUGAACUCCGUGCCAAUGCUCUCCUCUCACCACCCAGGGCCCCAACCAAGGACAAAAGUAGCCGGCAUCCUUCACCUUCAUCCCAGUCCAGCUCUCUGCUAACAGAGAGUGAGCAGUGCAGCCUGGAUGGGAAGAAACUGGGGGCCCAGGCAUCCCCAAGGCCCCGCCGGGAGGGUCUAACACAGGCCUAUGCCCCAUCAGGCAGGAGCCUCACACCUAGUGGGGGCAGUGGCGGCAGCUUCGGGCCCACAGACUGGCUCCCACAGACCCUGGACUCACUCCCAUACAUCUCCCAGGACUGCCUGGACUCGGGCAUUGGCUCCCUGGAGAGCCAGAUGUCAGAACUGUGGGGAGUUCGAGGAGGCCCUGGUGAGCCGGGCCCACACCGAGCCCCUUACACAGGUUACAGUCCCUAUGGAUCUGAGCUCCCGGUCACUGCGGCCUUCUCUGCCUUCGGCCGAGCCAUGGGUGCUGGCCACUUCAGUGUCCCUGCCGACUACCCACCCCCACCCCCUGCCUUUCCGCCUCGAGAGUACUGGUCUGAACCGUACCCACUACCCCCACCCACACCAGUCCUUCAGGAGCCCCCAGUGCAGAACCCAGGGGCUGGCCGGGGCCCGUGGGACAGGACAGACAGCCUGGCCAAGGAGCAGGCCAGCGUGUACACCAAGCUGUGCGGUGUGUUCCCCCCACACCUGGUGGAGGCCGUGAUGGGGCGCUUCCCGCAGCUUCUGGACCCCCAGCAGCUGGCUGCCGAGAUCCUCUCCUACAAGUCCCAGCACCCCAGUGAGUAAGCUGCCCGAGGCUGGCAGGGGCAGCACCCCCGGCCUCCAGUGGCUGUCAGGCUGGGCUUUGUACCAUCAAGCAGCCCGUUCCCAGCCCCGAGGCCCAUCCCGGAGGCUGGACAGAGGGAGGACUCAAGUCAGAAAGGGAACCCCACAAACCAAAGAUACUGUAGGAUUGGUUCUGGCCCACACGGCACGUCUAGCCGUCUGAAUGGGUCAGAAGCGAUCACCCUGUUGAUACACAUUGUAUCUCUGUAGUUUAAGGAGACGCUGCCGGUAACGGCGUCAGUCUGUGGCUGAGGCCCAAACCGUCUUUUCUCUCAAGAGGGUGGGGAGGGAGGUGGGGGCAGCAGAGGCCUGGGCUGGGUGCCCUGUGCACGCCACCCCACUUCCACCCCGCCCCGGGACGUUGGCCUUGGCUGACUAGUUGGGCACCAUGUGCCCGCCCUCCGAGGGCCUCCUCUACGCCAAAUGAGGCCUCGUUCGUGCUCUCGCUGGGCACGCGGCUUCGUGUCAGUAAGCAAGAUGCUUCUUAAUAACCCACCUUCUGCCCCACUCUGUUCCUUACCCCGCUGCCCCGCAGGGGUCAAGGGCCCUCUGUCUACACCUUCCUGCUGCUCCUCCUCCAUCCUCCGUUCAGAGCCAUCCCUUCCCCACAGGUGGGGGAACGUGUGUGUAUUUGUGUACACAUGUAAAUUUUAAAUAUUUUAAGCGCCAGGUCCUUACCUCCUGUAAAACAUCAAUAAAGUACAAUCAGUGUCAGCCCUUUCAA
This is a messenger RNA of Saimiri boliviensis boliviensis (Bolivian squirrel monkey), 2691 nucleotides long. It is a transcript of the gene ZC3H12A, whose product is annotated as zinc finger CCCH-type containing 12A. The record is from RefSeq and is a predicted model, not a curated record. Gene Ontology annotation, molecular function: mRNA binding; RNA endonuclease activity. Gene Ontology annotation, biological process: 3'-UTR-mediated mRNA destabilization. Gene Ontology annotation, cellular component: nucleus; cytoplasmic ribonucleoprotein granule. NCBI's taxonomy places the organism in Eukaryota, Metazoa, Chordata, Mammalia, Primates, Cebidae.